This is a messenger RNA of Zeugodacus cucurbitae (melon fly), 3412 nucleotides long. RefSeq names its product insulin receptor. Gene Ontology annotation, molecular function: protein binding. The record is from RefSeq and is a predicted model, not a curated record. The transcript is spliced from 8 exons. NCBI's taxonomy places the organism in Eukaryota, Metazoa, Arthropoda, Insecta, Diptera, Tephritidae. Bases 76 to 3135 code for a protein of 1019 amino acids.
AGAAAAAUAUAAUAAAGACUGCCCAAAUUACCAUUAAACGCACAUAAAACGCCACAGCACACGAUCCUACAAAGAAUGACAAUUAUGCGUUCAUUGUCAACAGAGCGUACGCCUACAACAGCAGUGGCGCGUACGCGACAGCAGCAACAAUUUUGCUUACCAUCAGUUGCAAAAAAUCAAAACAAACAACAACAAUGCGCAUGUAAAAAUGUGCGCCACAACAACAACAACAACAGCACUGAGUCGCCAAUUAGCAUUUAUGCACCACCACCUACGGCAUGCUCCAACCAGAAGUUCCUAUUAAUUUUGUUCCUUAGCGCUGCGGUCUUUUUGCUUACCGGAAACGGUUUGCCCACAGUCACUGCAGCUAUAAAUGGGCGCACCGAACCCGGUGAGUGUCGUAGCAUUGAUGUGCGUAACGAUUGUGACAGUCUCAAGCAAUUACAUAACUGUACAAUCAUACGUGGCUUUCUAUGGAUUGUCCUUACGUCGCCGGUGCAUUAUAAAACGAAAGAACUGUGCAAUUAUGAGAAUUAUACAUUUCCACUAUUGCGUGAAAUCACCGAUUAUCUGAUAUUUCACGAAGUGCGCGGAUUGCGUAGCAUACGUAAUCUCUUUCCGAACUUGGCUGUGAUACGUGGACGUCGGCUGUUUCUGAACUAUGCUCUUGGUAUUACGGCAAUGCCCGAUUUGGAAGUGCUGGAAUUUCCUUCAUUACUAGCGAUACAACGUGGCCACAUUUACCUAAACAACUGUCCGAAGCUCUGCAAUUUAGACAAGAUUGAUUUUGAUCGCCUCACCUUGUCAGUGGGUGAAAAUCAUAUUUACCCCAUGGCGUCGGAUGAUUGUCAGAAAACUGUUUGCCAAAACUGUGUUACGGAGCAUUGCUGGUCGAAUAAUGUUUGUCAACGUUUUGAGAAUGAUAAUCUCAUCGAUGCCGGAAAAGGUAUUCAGCAUUGUCACAGUGAGUGUCUCGGCGGCUGCCACAAUAGUUCAAGUGACGGUUGUUAUACAUGCAAAAAUCGACGGGAUCACGGUAACUGCGUCAAGGAGUGUCCACCGGAUAAAUAUUUAUUGGAACUUGAUCAAACCUGUCACUCAGCGGCCGAGUGCGUGACACUUUUUAAUAUGACCGUAAAGGACAACAAGUGUCUGUUAGAUUGUCCGGAAGGUUCGGUAUUUGGUAUCAAUGGACGUGAAGCAAAGGAUUGCAUACCAUGCGAUAUGGACAAACGCGAUAUCUAUCCCAUAUACAAUUUGGCCGAUGCCGAUCGUCUGCGCGGCUGCAAAAUUCUCAACGGGAGCAUAAUCAUAACCAUACGUAAUAAGAUAAACGAAGAUGAUUUAGUGCAUAGUUUGAGUAAUUUACGUGAGAUACAUGGCCAUUUGAAAAUUAUCGGUUCCGACGGUCUUACGAGUCUAAAGUUCCUAAACGGGCUGCAGAAGAUUGCCGUCAAUCCGGAGGCGUUGGAAACCGGUUUGUACGGACUCGUUCUAUAUGAUAAUGAGAAUUUGAGAGAUUUAUGGCAACCGGAGAAGAAUCUCGAAAUAGUUCAUGGCAGUAUGUAUGUGCACCUGAAUAAGAAGUUAUGCAAUCGUAAAUUGCGUGAAUUCACGCGAAAAGUGCGCCACGAUGUCUUGAAGGAUGCAUUACAAACCAACGAUCAGGAGGUGUUGUGUGAUCCCGCAAAACUGACUUUGGACAUUGAGAUAUUAUCUCAACGCUCAGCAAAAUUCAGCUGGCCAAAGGAGCAAACAUCUAGUGAAGUGGAAAUCAUGUACCGUCCAAUCGCAGCGAAUGCGGAGUUUGUAGAACACAGCGAGCUCGAUACACCCAUCUGUAAGAGACUCCAAUGGACUCGGGUGCUCACCUUUCCGAAAGAAUUGCAGAGCAAUGCAACACACUACAGUUAUAUCGCGAACGAUUUGAAACCAAAGACACGCUACGCAUGUCUGGUGAAAACUUUUGGAUUCGCGGACAUACACGAUACAAGAAGUGAUUUGACAUACAUCACCACCAAAGUGGAACUGCCGGCGCCACCAACAAUCAAUAUCACACGGAGAACGGACACCUCACUCACAAUACAAUUGCAACAUGCAGAAGACGAAGUCGUUAGUCAAUAUGUACUCGAUAUAUACGACCAGCCCGACAAUGAGGUGUUAUUGGAUCAUCGUGAUUUCUGCACACAGCCAAGUUACAUGUAUCACGACAAGCAAAUUAUCAACGGCGAUGAGGAUGAGGAUGCUUGUUGCCUGCGUAAGGAAGAAGAAGCCGACGAUCAACGCUUCCUACACAAUAUGCGUGAACUCUUCGCGUGUAAUUCGGAUCAGCUGGAAAAUUGCGCGCCCGACACCAGUGUGGCCGAUGCGCCACCCGGUACGGUUACGCCGCUAAGAGCAAUGCUUAGAAUGUAUUUGGAUGCGGCGUCGGGCAAUGCGACAACCAUAUCGAAGCUCAAACGUUUUCGCCUGUACACGCUACAGGUGCAGUCCUGCAAUGAAGCAGGUUGUGGUGCAUACGCUUUCCAAUCGACACGCACAAACUUUUCCAUUGGUGGUGAUCGUUUGGAAUCGCUGAUGGGUUGUCGUGUUAGCGGUCUAAAUGAGUUUCACGUGUACUUUCCCGAACCGCAACAGCCGAACGCUGUAAUCACCUCAUAUGUGGUGCAUUUCCGUCAAAAGCAACCAGACAGUGAUACGUACAAAACACACAUCGAGUGCGUGACACGUUCACAACACUCGUAUAAUAAUUUCCAAUUGAUUGCACAGUUAGAUACGCCCUACAAUGAGGUGGCGGUGCGUGUUUACUCAUUAGCAGGUGGCUUCUUCACCACUUGGAUGCCGAUCACUAUAUGUCCCUUUAAUUCGGCUGUUGUGAAAAUGGGCGCUGUGACAGAACACCCCAAGGGCUAUGCUGGCAAGGUGUUUAUGGUGUGCUUCAUGUUCGGUGUGGGUACCUUCAUUGCGUGGGCUUGUGUGAAAUGGGGUUGGUGGCGUUGGCGUAGAAUCGAACAAUUUCGCCGUGAUCUCUCACGUGUGUGGAAUGCGCAAACGCGACGUCGCGAUGAUGCGGAUCAAUCACUUGUUGAAUAUCGCAAUAUUCCCGAGGAAGAACGUUUGGAGAAUUCUGGAUAGUUCAGCCCAGCUUUUAGAAAUAAGUAUGUGUAAGGUGUGUUUUUUAAAUUUAAAGAAAUUAUUUGUUGUGUCAUAUUCUUGUUUUUUUUUAGUUGGAUAAUCCAAGUAUUAUAAAUAUUAAAAAAUCUGUGUCUUUGUUUAUUUUAUUGUAAGUGUGAUAUCGUGUAUUAUUUUGUAAUUUUAGUAUAUUGUAUGCACAUUUCAAAGUAUAAAUGAUUUAAGUUCAUAGAAAUAUUUAUGUUUAAAAUAAUAGGCUCAUGGCCAAUUGAAACAAAAA